Messenger RNA from Exophiala spinifera, 1560 nucleotides. RefSeq lists its product as uncharacterized. Gene Ontology annotation, molecular function: monooxygenase activity; iron ion binding; oxidoreductase activity, acting on paired donors, with incorporation or reduction of molecular oxygen. NCBI's taxonomy places the organism in Eukaryota, Fungi, Ascomycota, Eurotiomycetes, Chaetothyriales, Herpotrichiellaceae. The coding region runs from base 1 to 1560 and encodes 519 amino acids. The record is from RefSeq and is a predicted model, not a curated record. The transcript has 2 exons.
AUGUUCGUAUCGUUCUUGUUGUCCCCUUGGACACUUUUGCUUGUGCCCAUCGUUUACUACGUCCUUCCGUAUCUACGGAACUGGGCCCUCUUGAAAGUCCCCGGACCCCUACCAGCCGCCCUCUCCAACCUAUGGCUCAUGUACCAGUGCCGCCGAGGACGACGGUACCAGGCUGUGAACGACCUCCACAAGCAAUAUGGCAAAGUCAUACGGAUACAGCCCAAUCAUGUGUCGAUUGCCGACGACUCGGCCAUCAACACCAUCUACGGCCACGGCAAUGGAUUUCUGAAGAGGCAAUGUGCGGUAUCCAGCGAGUACUACGAUGCGUUCGUGUCUAUUCGUCGCGGCCUCUUCAAUACACGAGACCGGGCCGAGCACACGCGCAAACGGAAAGUCGUCAGCCACACCUUUUCGGCCAAAUCCAUCGGCCAGUUCGAACAAUACAUCCACGCGAACCUGGAACUGUUUGUGCAGAAGUGGAACAAACUCUCCGACACACGCGCCAACCCAAGCACUGGCUACGCUUCGAUUGACGCCCUCAACUGGUUCAACUACCUCGCCUUCGACAUCAUCGGCGACCUGGCCUUCGGCCAACCGUUCGGCAUGCUCGAGCGAGAGAAGGACUACGCAGAGAUCCGACGCUCUCCCGACGCUCCUCCGACGUCUGCACCGGCCAUCGAAGUCCUCAACCGCCGGGGCGAAGUGUCUGGAACUUUGGGGUGUCUGCCCCAACUGAAGCCGUGGGCCAAGUACCUUCCCGAUCCGUUCUUCAGCAAGGGCGUCGAGGCCGUCGAGAACCUCGCGGGCAUCGCGAUCGCACGUGUCAAGCAGCGCCUGGACAACCCGACUACGGACCGGGUCGACCUCCUCGCGCGCCUGAUGGAAGGCAAAGACGCCAAGGGCGAGAAACUGGGCCGCGAAGAGCUGACGGCCGAAGCCCUCACGCAGCUGAUCGCCGGCUCCGACACAACCAGCAACACGGCCUGCGCGAUCCUGUACUACGUCGUGCGCACGCCGGGCGUCCUCGAGACGCUCCAGAAGGAACUCGAUGAGAACAUCGCGCCCGGUGUUCCCAGCUACGAAGCCGUCAAGGACCUGCAGUACGUGCAGUGGGUGAUCAACGAGACGAUGCGGAUCCACAGCACGUCGUCCCUGGGCCUGCCUCGUCUCGUCCCCGGCGCCACCCCGGAGAACCCCAACCCGCAGGGCAUCGAGAUUCUGGGAUACCACUUCCCCCCGGGCACGGCGCUGAGCGUGCCGAGCUACACGAUCCACCACAGCAAGGAGAUCUGGGGCCCCGACGCCGACGACUUUGUGCCCGAGCGCUGGUCCGAGAAGAGACUGACGCCGCGACAGAAGGACGCCUUCAUCCCCUUCAGCACCGGUCCGCGGGCCUGUGUCGGGCGGAACGUCGCCGAGAUGGAACUCAAGUGUAUGGUCGCCACGGUGUUUAAGAACUUUGAGUUCCGAGACGAGCACGCUGGGCCCAUGGAGACGAGAGAAGGAUUUCUCAGAAAACCGCUUGGGUUCAACGUCGGCUUGAGGAGGAGGGUUUCUUGA